Oncorhynchus kisutch (coho salmon) is the source of this 4669-nucleotide messenger RNA. It is a transcript of the gene exd1, whose product is annotated as exonuclease 3'-5' domain containing 1. The record is from RefSeq and is a predicted model, not a curated record. Gene Ontology annotation, biological process: piRNA processing; nucleobase-containing compound metabolic process. Bases 241 to 1938 code for a protein of 565 amino acids. NCBI's taxonomy places the organism in Eukaryota, Metazoa, Chordata, Actinopteri, Salmoniformes, Salmonidae. Gene Ontology annotation, molecular function: nucleic acid binding; 3'-5' exonuclease activity. The transcript has 13 exons. Gene Ontology annotation, cellular component: PET complex.
CAAUGUUGCGUUCUCUAGCUACUCAUCUCUAUGCGACUGUAUGGCCUGACCCCUCACACGCUCCACCCCCUGGCCGUCAAUCAAUCACGUUCACGUAGUUGAUUCCUCGCACCUGCUUUGGUCAAGGCACAUGUUGGUUAAAAAAAAAGUAUCGACAGAGAUUGAUUCGCUGUCAUUAGCUUUAACUUUGCUUGAUACAUUGAACAACAAGCAUAGCAAUUGUUGUUUAGAAAGAAGACCAUGGACGACUUUCAAUUCAUGGAUAGCUUCAAGAGAAAGCGCAUCAAAUUGACCCUCAAGACAGCGACUUUCCUUGGAAUUGUUCAGCGGAUAAACGCUAAUAAAACUGUGAUUUUAGAGGACGUUGUGGAUGUCAAGAAUGGAAGGAAAUUCCCUGGCGUGAAACUAUUCUUUGGACAUGAAAUUCUCAAUGUGGAAUUCCCAAAUGUAACAAAGUCUGACCGAGAUAACACCAGUGACCACAGACCUGAAGGUCACCUGACAGUGGCAGAGUUCCAGCCUUACAGGAAGGGUCUCAUACUGAAUGACGAUGAUGAGAGCCAUGUCAACUUUGUGGUCAUUGAUGAGUUCCAUGAGAAGUUUGGUCCUGCUAUGAUGCACAUCCGGAAGCAGCAGGUGAUCGGGAUAGGAGCUGACGGGGUUGGGACGUUCCAGCACGAGAGACUCUGUUGGCUGCAGAUUGCCACUAAGAACAAGGUGUACCUCUUUGACAUCCUGUUGCUUGGAGCCCGGGCCUUCAAGAACGGCCUGUCCAUGAUCCUAGAAAAUAACCACAUAUUAAAGGUCACUCAUGACUGCCGGAGCCUCGCCGGAUGUUUGAUGGCUCAGUUUGGAGUAAAUCUCACCAACGUCUUUGACACUCAGGUGGCAGAUAUCCUGUGCUUCUACACAGAGACUGGUGGCUUCCUGCCAGACAGGGUCAGUACCCUACCGAAGGUGGUGAGCCUACAUUUGAAGAUGUCCUCGUCACAACUCUCCUCUCUCAACAUCAAGUCUCUGCUCACCAAGGAGGACAAAGAGGUGUGGUACGUGCGUCCCUGCCCUUUAUCCCUGCUGAAGGUCAUGGCACUGUCGGUGAUCCACCUUCAGCCUCUGAGACUGGUGCUGCUGGAUGCCCUCAUGGCUGACUACACAGGCCUGGUGGACUCCUACCUCAGCGGCAGCCGAGAGGAACCUGUCCACAUGCAGAACAUCGGCUCGAGCAGUGUUCUGGAGCUGCCCAGGGAGCUGCGGGAGUUGGAGCACACGCGUCAGAAGCGCCAGAAGUGGGCCGUCGACCGCUACCCUGUCACUGAGCAGGGCCUGCUGGAGCGCUCCAACCCCAGACCCCUACCCCCAUCACAGAAUGGGCAGGGCCAGGACACAGCCACCCAAAGACAACCAGACCCUCCUGUCCCCACAGCAGUGGCGCCUGUAGUCCCAGCACCAGGGCAGGGCCCAGCAGAGACACCCUGUCCCAGCAAUACCCUGGGGGCCUCUGACCUCCAUGCUAUGACCAGUGCCCUGACACAAGAGGCCCAGCAGAGCUACAGGAAACAGCCGUCUGGAGUCGUCAGCCCAGUGGCUAAAUCAGGAGCACCAGGACUCUUGGAGAUAGUGAUGGACACAAUGGCAGGCAGAGGGAGGUCCCUGUUGAAAGACCCAACACCACCCAUUCUCCCUGUGUUCCCCUCCCUGGGAAGAGGCCUGGCUCUCCCGAUACCAGCAGCCCAGGUCCCCAAGGAGAGCCCCGGAGCCUUGAAGACCCAUGCCCCAGUGGGGAGGGUGGAGGUGCCUGUCCCCCCAGGCCCAAGACCCAGCCCAGUACAGCCAUCUGAAAACAUUCCUGGUGCAGGGAGAGGCCUCAUUCAGAAACCCCAAGGUCUCACCUCUCCUCUCAGUCUCUCCUUCAGUUCAUUUAGAAAGAGCCACCUAUGAUUGGGAUUGGUUGGUUCAAAAUUACUUGUACAUUUUUAUUCUACAAAAACCACUAGGUGGCGGUAAAUUGUCAAUUCUGUUUGCAAUAUAAAUUGCACCAAUGUUGGGUGUUAACUGCUUUUCUAUUUCAAAUGUACAAUAUCAAAUUAUAAUUGGAUGAGUGAUAUUUAGAGUUGUGUCCAUGGUAUCUGGUUAACCUGUACAUUUGUUUAUUUAAGCUUCUAUUUUUAAAUUGACUUGAAUUGCUGUUCGUCACUUGUUCCUUUACAAAGUUAAAUUAACACCAGUUCAAUACUCCUGAUUUAUUCUCUCUCUCUUUCUGGCCUGAUUUGCGUGAGUAAUGGUACAUUCUGAAUCUGUUAGGUGCAGUCAUUUCACUUGGUAAUGAGCCCCUCGGCGUACAGGGAAUAUUCUGCCAGGCUACAGCCUGAUAAUGUUCAACUAAUUCCUUUGAUAACAAUACAGAACAUAGUGUAUUAAUUCAUACCAGCCCACACCUGGAUGAUAUGUGCAGCACCAGCAGAAUUAUAGUUCAGCCAAAUGAAGCACAUCAAGUUCAAAUAUUGUAUACAUGAAAAACCUUUUUAUGAUUCAUUAAUUUCAAAAUGUUUCUUCUCAAAGUCCAAUAGUCAGUUGUGUAAAACAAAUGCUAACACAGAAUAAAGUACCCAAUAUAGCUUAGGAUGAUCAAUUUACUAAAUUUGGCUUCAUGGUUGCUGUUAAUUGAGGUGGAACGCAGGAAAGCAUUGAUAGAUGUGCUGUUAAUGAAAGAAAAACAUUGUUUCUGGAAGGUUGCUUUGAUUACGGAUGACUGCAAAACCAUUAGAGCUGGCACAGAAUGAAUGCAGGAUGUUGACAUGAAAUUGAUAUUGCCUGUCUGCAGCACUAAUCACUCAAGAAGUUCAGAUGCUGACGAUCAUAAGUACCCAACACCUGCCUAUGUUUUACAUAGGAAAACAAAGCCAUGUCUUAAUUUAUGGGCUUCCUGAAUUAGGAUCCUGCAAUGCAGAUAUUACACACGUGUUCCACAAAGAGCCACUUUGAAUACAUUUUCAGAGGUGCAGUUUGGGAUCAACAGGAUUUUAAGACAAAAACAAUGUGUUUAAACCGCAGCAGGGCGCGCAGUACAAAUGGGGCCCACAUUAAUCACGUCUUAUUGCCAUGGUUAUCUACGUAUAGCAGCUUGGGCUCAUGCCAGGUACCCUCAUUGAAGGCAUGAAACAGAUAAAGUAGUAUUUAAUUAACUAGGAGGGAGCAGAGCACAAAGACCAAUCUCUCUUAGCAACUUGCUCCUCCUCAGCUUCUGCUAGGGACUGGAUCGAUAGCAGUGAAUGGCGGGCAGAUUGAUAGUUGCAUAUCGGGAUAUUAUUUUUGACUAUAUAUCGUAUAGUUCUGACUAUCGCAAUAGUUUGGUGCAGGUACAGCCUGCACCAAAAUGGCAGUAUUUUUCCUUCAUAGCUUGUUCUCCAUUUACUUAAAAAAAAAUAGGAAGCCAGUUUGUUUUCAGCAAAUUCCAUGACUGAUCAAAACUUUUUUUUCAUGGGUCUCUUGUCCCUCUGCAGCAGACAUAUGGUGAGAUCAUGGAUUAUUCUGUACUUCAUCUCCUAGCCUCCUAGGCAUUUUGAGCUUCUUUUAGAUUUCAAAUUGAAACCAUCAUCUUGUUUCCAGUAAUGUUGAGACAUUGACUAGUGGCUGUAAGAGCCCUUCUGCAUUAAGGUUUUGACAAGGUUCUCUUCACUGUUUGGUUGUGUCAGUCAGUACAUAUGAAGUGUACUGUGUAUGGUUGGCAGAAAUCACAUGGCCCAAUCCAUUGUUUGCCAUACUCUUCCAGUUCCUGGAACUGCGCAGGCCCAGUCUGUCAUUGCCUUUGGUCAUAAAACAGUCAACGUUCCCAUUGUUUAUCCAUCGUUUUCUUUACUAUAUGAUGAAGGGGAUGUCGAUUUUUCAGGGUCUGACUAAACACUCUGGUUCUAGUUGUUCAGUAGGCUGUAUCUCCCCAGUCUCUGUGUUUUGUUGAUGUGAAGAAAGGGGUGCAGGAAGAGGGAGGUCUACCACAGGGCUGUAAGACAGCUGGGACCGGUCAUUGACGGGUAGAGAGGGACCCUUAUUUUAGAGGACACUGCAUUUCCUGUCUGUCACAAUAAUGCAUUAUGAGCUCCACUUCCUGUUUCUCAGGCCUGAGAGGAAGGAACAGGGCGCUUGUCACACGAUAUUCAUGGCUUCCUACCAGAAGGACAGUCGACUACACCUUGAACAUCGCAGCAGGAUGUGUAUGGUUAUUUUUAGUGUCGGAAAGAGUUACACGAUUAGCUCCCAUUGUGCAGCACUGGUCAUAUUCAACAGAGGAAUGAAUAGUUAAUGUGAGAACAGCCAAGCUUCACAGAUGGCCACUCAGGGAGGCAGCAGGCUGGAGACUAAGCUGUCUGGGGCCUUUGGAGGACUCUCUCUCUCCACCAGAAGCCCGUGCCAUAUUGUGACCUUCAGCCAGAGCAGACUGAAUCAUCGAUAGUGGGAACAGAUUGAGUGAGCAGAUGAGCCGUGUGUAGCCGGGCAGAGGGCAGGCCUGCGGAAUAGUACUCAAAUACCCCUGUGCCAAUCUGUACAACUGGCAUCAAAUGGACUGUUUCGCACCCAGGCCUUUAACCCCCUAAGGUUGAUGUCUGCGCCCCCAUGAAAAUCUAAUUAGUAUAAUACAAAAAAUCACAAUAAAAAUCUGUCAGUUUAAGCUAGA